UUGGAAACAUGUCCAAAACAUUGAUGAGAUGUUGGAAACCAGUUGAAACACAGUAAAAUUCAACUCAAUAAAACAGGACUGCUUUCUCUUCAUCCACGUUGGAAAUUUUCAAGAAGUGAACUAUGACAAUAUACCAAUUUUUGCUACUGUUUCUACUCUGGGUAUGCCUGCCACAUUUCUGUUCUCCAGAGAUAAUGUUCAGAAGGACUCCUGUACCCCAGCAAAGAAUUUUAGGUGCACGUGUACCUAGGAGUGAUGGCAAAAUUCUGCAUCGUCAAAAACGUGGGUGGAUGUGGAAUCAAUUUUUCUUACUGGAGGAAUACACAGGAUCUGAUUACCAAUACGUGGGCAAGCUUCAUUCAGACCAAGAUAAAGGAGACGGAUCACUCAAAUAUAUUUUAUCUGGAGAUGGAGCAGGUACUCUUUUUAUUAUUGAUGAAAAAACAGGUGACAUUCAUGCCACAAGAAGAAUUGAUAGGGAAGAAAAAGCCUUUUAUACUCUGCGUGCACAAGCUAUUAACAGAAGAACUUUGAGACCAGUAGAACCAGAAUCUGAGUUUGUGAUCAAAAUCCAUGAUAUCAAUGACAAUGAGCCAACGUUCCCAGAAGAAAUUUAUACAGCGAGUGUUCCGGAAAUGUCUGUUGUAGGUACUUCCGUGGUGCAAGUCACAGCUACAGAUGCGGAUGAUCCUUCCUAUGGGAACAGUGCCAGAGUUAUUUACAGCAUACUUCAAGGGCAGCCAUAUUUCUCUGUGGAGCCUGAAACAGGUAUCAUCAGGACUGCUUUACCAAACAUGAACAGAGAAAACAGGGAGCAGUACCAAGUGGUAAUCCAGGCCAAAGAUAUGGGCGGCCAGAUGGGAGGCUUAUCAGGGACCACAACGGUGAACAUCACACUGACAGAUGUAAAUGACAACCCACCUCGCUUCCCCCAGAACACCAUCCACCUUCGAGUUCUUGAGUCCUCGCCAGUUGGCACAGCCAUUGGAAGUGUAAAAGCAACUGAUGCAGACACUGGGAAAAAUGCAGAAGUAGAAUACCGAAUUAUUGAUGGUGACGGGACUGAUAUGUUUGACAUCAUAACUGAGAAGGACACACAGGAAGGCAUUAUAACAGUGAAAAAGCCACUUGACUACGAGAGCCGAAGACUUUACACUCUGAAGGUUGAAGCAGAAAAUACCCAUGUGGAUCCACGUUUUUAUUACCUGGGACCAUUUAAAGACACAACGAUUGUGAAAAUCUCCGUAGAAGAUGUGGAUGAACCUCCCGUUUUUAGCAGAUCCUCCUACCUGUUUGAAGUUCAUGAGGAUAUCGAAGUGGGCACGAUCAUUGGUACUGUAAUGGCAAGGGACCCAGAUUCCGCUUCUAGCCCCAUUAGAUUUUCCUUGGAUCGCCAUACUGACCUUGACAGGAUCUUUAACAUACAUUCUGGAAAUGGAUCCCUUUAUACUUCAAAGCCACUUGACCGUGAACUAUCUCAAUGGCACAAUCUAACUGUUAUAGCUGCUGAAAUCAACAAUCCCAAAGAGAUGACUCGUGUGGCUGUUUUUGUCAGAAUUUUGGAUGUUAAUGACAAUGCUCCACAAUUUGCAGUGUUCUAUGACACUUUUGUAUGUGAAAACGCCAGACCAGGGCAGCUAAUACAGACUAUAAGCGCAGUAGACAAAGAUGACCCUUUAGGUGGACAGAAAUUUUUCUUCAGUUUAGCUGCUGUCAAUCCCAACUUCACAGUACAGGAUAAUGAAGAUAAUACUGCCAGAAUUUUAACCAGGAAAAAUGGAUUCAAUAGACAUGAAAUAAGUACCUAUCUCUUGCCCGUGGUGAUAUCAGACAAUGAUUACCCAAUUCAGAGCAGCACAGGCACGCUGACCAUCCGAGUGUGUGCUUGCGACAGCCAAGGCAACAUGCAGUCCUGCAGCGCUGAAGCUCUGCUCCUCCCCGCGGGUCUCAGCACCGGGGCCCUCAUCGCCAUUCUCCUCUGCAUCAUUAUUCUGCUGGUUAUAGUAGUACUGUUUGCAGCUCUGAAAAGACAGCGAAAAAAGGAGCCUCUGAUCUUGUCUAAAGAGGACAUCAGAGACAACAUCGUGAGCUAUAACGACGAGGGUGGCGGAGAGGAGGACACCCAGGCCUUUGAUAUCGGCACCCUGAGGAAUCCUGCAGCGAUCGAGGAGAAGAAGCUUCGGCGAGACAUCAUCCCGGAGACGUUAUUCAUACCUCGCAGGACUCCCACGGCCCCGGAUAACACAGACGUCCGCGAUUUCAUUAACGAAAGGCUGAAAGAGCAUGAUCUCGACCCCACCGCGCCCCCCUACGACUCCCUGGCAACCUACGCCUACGAAGGGAACGAUUCCAUCGCGGAGUCUCUGAGCUCCUUAGACUCGGGGACCACUGACGGAGACCAAAACUACGAUUACCUCCGAGAGUGGGGCCCCCGGUUUAACAAGCUGGCCGAAAUGUACGGUGGCGGGGACAGCGACAAAGACUCUUAACCUAGGCUCUCGAUUCUGUUCCAACAAGAGGAGGUAACUCGACGGACACCGUCCCCCCCUUCACAAUAUUUGAUAUUCAGGAGAGUUUUCCUGCCACUCAGCACAAUUUUUUCCCAUUUACUUCUUAAUUUGUUCAUUAAUUCCAUUAAUUCUUUCCUGUAGGAUGUCUCAUGGAAUAUAUGCGAAAUUUUAUUUAAUCACUUCCAAGAGCCAAAGCUAUGGAAAUUCAGUGUGGUCCAUCUUAGAAAUAAAAGAUAAUUUCAGAAACACGAACAGGAUAGGAACCUCACAAGCCGCUUCUGUUAGAUACACGUCCUGCCCUUGAAAAUGAAGCUUUUAUUAAAAAAAAAAAAAAAAAAAAAAAAAAAGGUGAAGAAAAACAU
Molecule: messenger RNA, 2872 nt
Organism: Lynx canadensis (Canada lynx)
Lineage: Eukaryota; Metazoa; Chordata; Mammalia; Carnivora; Felidae
Product: cadherin-10
Exons: 11
Coding region: 123-2489 (788 amino acids)
Biological process (GO): adherens junction organization; calcium-dependent cell-cell adhesion; homophilic cell-cell adhesion
Cellular component (GO): plasma membrane; adherens junction; catenin complex
Molecular function (GO): calcium ion binding; cadherin binding
Source: RefSeq, a predicted model, not a curated record